AUGCCUGUGGUCUCGCGCCUUGUGUCGAUGAUCCUCCGCGUUGGGGAGAUUGCCUUUGCGGCGGUCGUCGCGGGUAUCAUCGGCCACUACCUCGCCUCCUUCUCCGACAUCCACCCCUGGCCGCAGGCAAGGUGGAUCUACACCGAAGUCAUCGCUGGCAUAUCCAUACUCCUGGCCCUGAUAUGGCUGAUUCCCUUCUCGUCGGGCUUUUUCUCGUGGCCACUGGACGUGAUCAUCUCCUUCGCCUGGUUCGCCGCUUUCGGGAUCCUCGUCAACGCGAUCCAGCAGCUUCCCUGCGGCGGCAUCUGGCACUGGAACGGCUUCCUGCACGACUCUGUCUGUGGGCGCUGGAAGGCCGCUGAGGCGAUGAGCUUUGUGUCUGCUAUUCUCUGGCUGGUCUCGGCUCUGGUGGGGAUCUGGUUUACCUUCCGUGUUCGCAAGGAUGCUGGCGCUGCGCCCGGAACCACCCAUCGUCGCUGGGGCCGCUCUCCUGCCCCUGCCGUGUAA
Messenger RNA from Penicillium riverlandense, 507 nucleotides. Its product is annotated as MARVEL domain-containing protein. Gene Ontology annotation, cellular component: membrane. The record is from RefSeq and is a predicted model, not a curated record. Bases 1 to 507 code for a protein of 168 amino acids. NCBI's taxonomy places the organism in Eukaryota, Fungi, Ascomycota, Eurotiomycetes, Eurotiales, Aspergillaceae. The transcript has 5 exons.